This is a messenger RNA of Drosophila subpulchrella, 345 nucleotides long. RefSeq lists its product as uncharacterized. Lineage: Eukaryota; Metazoa; Arthropoda; Insecta; Diptera; Drosophilidae. The record is from RefSeq and is a predicted model, not a curated record. Gene Ontology annotation, biological process: mitochondrial respiratory chain complex III assembly. The transcript has a single exon. Bases 30 to 272 code for a protein of 80 amino acids.
AAGAGCGAUUAGGAGAGGAACCAUUCAAAAUGCUUAGUAAUCCCUAUUUUAAGUCGGUUUUGUGGCUGAUUGGCUUCGGUGGCAUGGGCUAUGGGUUGAUGGUGCUAACCGAGCCGAAUGCCGAGAAAAUAGACCGCAUCAAAGCCUCUGUUUCGAGUUCAAAACUCAGCGCCGAUGAUCAGCGAAAGGCCCUGUUUAUGAAGAAGUUGCAAGAGGCGGCCACCACCAGUACUCCAGUCUACAGGCCAUCGACUGAGAAAAAGGAUAGUUAAGAAGCUUUACCAUGUACAAUUAACCAAUUUGUUAUAUUUUUAAAUACAAAUGUUAAGCAUUUAAUACGUUUAA